Molecule: messenger RNA, 498 nt
Organism: Acanthamoeba castellanii str. Neff
Lineage: Eukaryota; Discosea; Longamoebia; Acanthamoebidae
Exons: 4
Coding region: 1-498 (165 amino acids)
Molecular function (GO): metal ion binding
Source: RefSeq, a predicted model, not a curated record
AUGUUGAGGGAGCUGCACAAACAGCGGGCCGGUGUGACGUCGCCUCUCAAGAGCCAACAAGGGGCAGUGAGCAAGAAAAGUGGGGCUGGCCGGAAGGGUUCGGCAACGUGGGGCAGUUCGGACCUAAUUGUGGCCCCCCGCCCAUCUUGGGUGCCCGAUAAAAAUGCCACCGAUUGCUACCUCUGUGCCGCUUCCUUCUCCAUCAUGAACCGACGGUGUACACGAUUCAGGAAGGGUCUGCCAGAGAUGGGCUACUCAGCCUCCAAUCAGCUUCGGGUGUGUUUCACCUGCUACGCGCUCCCCGUCACCGACUCCAUCGCUGCCGCCGCCAAGAGGAAGAGGGAUGCCGGGGACAGCGGCCAGAGUCUCUACACCAGCACAGCGCGCCAACGCCCCUCGCAACGAGAGGCAACCAGUGCAACGAGCAGCAUCAUCAACAACACCAGGAACACACGACGCCCGAACAGCCAGGAAAAGAGGAAAGAGGGAAGCACGUGA